This is a messenger RNA of Engraulis encrasicolus (European anchovy), 2764 nucleotides long. RefSeq names its product RNA-binding protein 39-like. The record is from RefSeq and is a predicted model, not a curated record. Gene Ontology annotation, molecular function: RNA binding; U1 snRNP binding. Gene Ontology annotation, cellular component: nucleus. Gene Ontology annotation, biological process: mRNA processing. The transcript is spliced from 17 exons. Bases 399 to 1991 code for a protein of 530 amino acids. NCBI's taxonomy places the organism in Eukaryota, Metazoa, Chordata, Actinopteri, Clupeiformes, Engraulidae.
AACCCCUUCUCUGUCGUCAACGCUAGCCUUCUCCGCUAGCGUUGUGAGCCCAGGAAGUCGAUUGCCUUGCCUGAAACAGAAGUUGCAGCCAUUAACUAACAAGACCAGACAAUAUACUUCAAAAUAUCUGGCACAUUGGAAAACUAUUGACAUUUUAUUACAACAGAAGACAUCUCGAACAUCGGGCAGCUGAAGAACUCAACGCGUUUAUUUCAAACUGACCCCGGGACGUUGAGGAGACUUCCAAAUCGAAACUUGUCCUGCCAGGUCAAGCUACGCAGCUAGUAAACAUUAGCAAACUCAAGUAAAAAAUUAACUGGUGAGCUAGCAGGCCACACUGAAGGACUUAAGGAUUUUGGGACGCUGUUGAAAACGAGUCCAGUGUCACUUGGAACAUAAUGGCAGACGACUUUGAUAUAGAGGCCAUGCUGGAAGCCCCUUACAGGAAGGAUGACGUCAAGUCCUCUAGUGCAAAUGGACACGAGGAGCGUAGCAAGAAGAAGCACCGGAGCAGGAGCAGAAGUGGCAGCCACGAGCGGCGCCGGAGUCGCAGCCGCGACCGCAAGAAGAAGAGGAGCCGCAGCCGUGACCGCCGGCGGUCCCGCAGCAAGGACAAGCGCCGUUCACGCAGCCGAGAGCGCCCCGGACGCUACCGCGCACGCCGGAGCCCCUUCUUUGGGGCGAAAUUUAACGGUGGUCCCGGAGGGAAGAGCGGCCCACCACAUGGCAAGCAAAGUCGCAGACGCUCACGAAGCAAAAGCCCUUUCAAGAAAGACAAAAGUCCCAUCAGGCAACCGAUAGACAACCUGUCGCCAGAGGAGAGAGAUGCUCGCACCGUCUUCUGCAUGCAGUUGGCAGCACGCAUACGUCCCAGGGACUUGGAAGACUUCUUUUCUGCUGUUGGCAAAGUUAGAGACGUGAGGAUGAUCUCAGACAGGAACUCCCGCCGGUCUAAGGGCAUCGCCUAUGUUGAGUUCCUGGACUCCACCUCAGUACCACUCGCUAUUGGGCUGACCGGCCAGAGACUACUGGGUGUGCCCAUCAUUGUGCAGGCCUCUCAGGCAGAGAAAAACAGGGCUGCUGCUGCUGCCAAUAACCUGCAGAAGGGCAGCGCCGGGCCCAUGCGCCUCUAUGUGGGCUCCCUCCACUUCAACAUCACAGAGGACAUGCUGAGGGGAAUCUUCGAGCCUUUCGGAAGGAUUGAGAGCAUCCAGCUGAUGAUGGACAGCGAGACUGGCCGCUCCAAAGGAUACGGGUUCAUCUCUUUUGCAGAUGCGGAGUGCGCCAAGAAGGCUCUGGAUCAGCUGAAUGGCUUUGAGCUUGCUGGUCGGCCCAUGAAGGUGGGUCACGUUACUGAGAGGACGGACGCGUCCACUGCCAGCUCGUUCCUGGACAACGACGAGCUUGAGCGCACAGGCAUCGAUCUGGGCACCACUGGACGCCUGCAACUCAUGGCUCGCCUUGCAGAAGGCACAGGUCUUCAAAUCCCUCCUGCCGCACAGCAGGCCCUGCAGAUGAGCGGGUCCAUCCCAUUCGGAAACCUCGCCGCAGUCCAAGAUUUACAAGCCAUGUUGAUACAGCCCCCAGAAGCAGCCGCAGCGGCCCCAGCACUCAACUUACCCAGCAUGAACCAGGCCAUGAACUUGCCCACGCAGCCCCUGGCCACUCACUGCCUUCAGCUCUCCAACAUGUUCAGCCCACAGGGUGAAAAUGAACCUGGCUGGGAUAGAGAGAUCCAGGAUGACGUCAUCGAGGAGUGCAACAAACAUGGAGGAGUAGUUCACAUAUAUGUGGACAAGAACUCAACUCAGGGCAAUGUGUAUGUCAAGUGUCCAACUAUCCCUGCUGCCAUGGCCGCCGUGAACGCCCUGCACGGACGCUGGUUUGCAGGGAAAAUGAUCACCGCUGCCUAUGUGCCCCUGCCCACGUACCACAACUUGUUCCCAGACUCAGUAACGGCCACACAGCUGCUGGUAGCCAGUCGCCGGUGAUCCUCAAUGUGCAGAGCCUGUCUGCUCAGCUCGGCAUCACUUUUACAUUUGUACAUACUUUCCGCUGCCAGGGGUUGACAAUGCAGCUCCCUACAAACAGCUCUUUUCUCCAGACGACCACACACACACACACGCACGAGGCUGGGACUGACCCCUAGCAGCACUGAUGUCAGUCGUCUUGUCUGGGCAGUGCCCUGGUUCGGGACUUUGCCAAAGUUUAUGGCAUGUGAUGUGACUAAAAACUGGUUUUAAUGACGUCAAUGUAGUGGUACUGUUUGUCCACAAUGCCCUUUUCAUGACUGGAGUCCUGAACGUGGUUCUUCAGGGAGAGCAAAUCUAUUUGUGAAGGCAUCUGCACUUCUUUAUGAAAAGCAGAGCUUCAUACUUAUCUUUGUUUUUUUGUCUGUGUGCUCUCCGUUGGGCACAAGUGUAUAAUGGGGAAAGCUAAAGAUGUCUGUGCAUUUUGUCAUGCCGAUAGAAAUAGUUGCAGCUUGCCCUCAGUUGUCCUGUACUCGGGUCCUGUACACAAGCAGAUUUCUGUUGGUCUUCUUCGCCACCAAUACCCCUUUUUUUGGGGCGCAGUUUUUGUUUGUGUUGCAUUGGAACAGAAUGUCAAAAGGAAAAUCAUAAGAAGUUAUACAAUUCUUUGCCCAUUUGCGGGUAUCCACAAAUACACAGAAUAUGGAAGGAGUAAUGGAGACAGCAUUUGUAACUUUUUGUAAUCAAGAAUUUUGUUUUCUAAAGAAUGUCUUGAUUAAAGUUGCCUAAAUUAA